Molecule: messenger RNA, 1689 nt
Organism: Lemur catta (Ring-tailed lemur)
Lineage: Eukaryota; Metazoa; Chordata; Mammalia; Primates; Lemuridae
Product: ankyrin repeat domain-containing protein 26-like
Exons: 17
Coding region: 56-1669 (537 amino acids)
Molecular function (GO): protein binding
Source: RefSeq, a predicted model, not a curated record
GGGGGGAGAGGGGGAUAGGAGUAGGUGAGGUGUCUGGAAGCCCACAACCGGCACCAUGAAGAAGUUCUUUACCUCCUCGAGGAAGGAGGGCGAGGGCAAGUCGCCCUCCAAGGGCAGCCUGUGGAAGGCUGUGGUGGCCCACAGGGGCGAGAUUCCUGAGAAGGCCUACACGGAGACCUGCUACAACAUCAAUACGAAAGAGCUAAGCAACCUCCACCACGCUGCUUGCUUUGAGGAGGCAUGUAAAGUUGAGACCGUCCUGAGGAGAGAUCCAACAUGGUUGAACAGCAGAGAUGAGAAGCGCAGGACUGCUCUACAUUUUGCCUGUGCCAUGGGCCGGGCAGAAGUGGUGAGACUCCUCAUCAAGAGAAAGUGCAAACUUAACUUGUCUGACAACAAAAACAGGACAGCUCUGAUGAAGGCCGUCCAGUGCCAGGAGGAGGAGUGUGUAACCGUACUGCUGGAGGCUCUGGCUAAGGUAGAUCUUCAGGAUACCUAUGGCAACACUGCUCUUCACUAUGCUGUUUCUCACCAGAAUGUAUCAAUAGCAAAACAACUGCUCUCACGUGGUGCAUCUAUUGACCGCCGAAACAAGAGUCACCUCACACCACUUUUACUUGCUGUAAGUCGAAAAGAAGAGGAAAUGGUGAAGUUUUUACUAGCAUGUGGAGCAAACAUAAAUGCAGUUGAUAAGUGGAAAAGAAAUGCUUUCAUGCUGGCAGAAGAAUCUCAGUCAUCAUGUAUACUCAGUCUUCUUCAGGACCAUGUUGAUAGGAUGGCCUUAGGAUGGAAUCCAGACGACACUUUUGCUAGUGGUUUUAAUAGAAAUAGAAUUCCCCAACAAAUUUCAGAAGAUAAAGAAGAAAAGAUUCUGGAAAAUCCUUCUGAAAUUAGCAAUCCAGCAGUGGAUGAGACUGCUGGAGACCCCGUGUUCAGAAAUAGAAUUCCCCAACAAAUUUCAGAAGAUAAAGAAGAAAAGAUUCUGGAAAAUCCUUCUGAAAUUAGCAAUCCAGCAGUGGAUGAGACUGCUGGAGACCCCGUGUUCAGAAAUAGAAUUCCCCAACAAAUUUCAGAAGAUAAAGAAGAAAAGAUUCUGGAAAAUCCUUCUGAAAUUAGCAAUCCAGCAGUGGAUGAGACUGCUGGAGACCCCGUGUUCAGAAAUAGAAUUCCCCAACAAAUUUCAGAAGAUAAAGAAGAAAAGAUUCUGGAAAAUCCUUCUGAAAUUAGCAAUCCAGCAGUGGAUGAGACUGCUGGAGACCCCGUGUUCAGGAUUUCCAUCAAACCGGAUAUUUAUGGAAAACCAGAUACUGACUCAUUUUCUGAACACCUCGAUGUUGAUACCAAGAAUGUUCUGCCACCAGGGGUAAUAAAGCAAAUGACUGCUUAUCGGCAACACAUGAAAAUUGUACAAGCCAAAUUUACUGUGAGAACAGAAGAUGGAACAAUGUUUGAAGACAGCAUUUUUAAUCAUCCACAUGUGGUUCCAAGCCUUCCCACACCAUCAGUCGAAGUGCAGGGCUUUCAUGAUCCAUUCCUGCAACCACCUGGCCCUGGUCUGAAAGCUUCCUUCAAGUCUUCAACUAAGCCAGGUGGUACAGAGGAGGAGACAACAAAGCCAGCAGGUUUCAGAGAGGAAAAUGGUAUGAGUAUUACUGAAAAUGCUCCAUGAGAGCAAAAAAAUAAUGUCAC